GUGAAGGCACGAAUAGUGGCUACUUUGACUGUGACCUGCUUGUUGACAUCAGCUCCAACAAUACACAUGCAGGGUUCUAGAUCUAAAAAUGGGCCAUCGUUAGAGCAGCCAAUUCCAUCGAUCACCACUGCAGGACGGAAUCCCACCCUGAGAUGUAUUAUGUCAGGUAGCAAGAUUGCUAACCACGUGAUGUCAUGGUAUCGUCAGAAAACAGGGAGAGAGAUCCAGUUCUUGGUGAGUUAUAGAAACCGUCCAACGUAUGGAAAAAAUAUUCCAGAAAGAUUUAUUCCUGAAGUGGAUGAGUCAACUAAUACCUUCAGGCUGACCAUUGGGAACGCAGACAAAAGCGAUGAAGGGGUCUACUACUGUGUGGUGUGGUUUUCUAAUCAUUACAUCUUUGGUGAAGGCACAGAGAUCAGGGUGCAAGACACAGAUGACAUACAAAGACCAAAUGUUACUCUUUUUGGACCAUCGCAAGAUGAAAUCCACAUCCACAAUUCAGCUACUUUCCUUUGUCACGCUGUACAUUUCUUCCCUGAGCCUUUACGUAUUAAGUGGCUACUGAACAAAAAAUACACACUUCAAGGCUCAGUUACUUUUGCAACUGUUCAAAAUAGAAACAAAUCAUUUACAAAGACCUCUGGAAUUACAAUACCAGCCGCUCAGUGGGUUCAGGGAGUGGAGGUCACAUGUCUGAUAGAACAUGAGACUGGUAUGAAAAGUCUCACGGCAAACUCAUCUUCUACAAAAACCUCAGUACCUAUUGUAGAAGGCAAGUAACAAAAGGAAC
This is a messenger RNA of Pelobates fuscus (common spadefoot toad), 790 nucleotides long. RefSeq names its product immunoglobulin alpha-2 heavy chain-like. The coding region runs from base 67 to 780 and encodes 237 amino acids. NCBI's taxonomy places the organism in Eukaryota, Metazoa, Chordata, Amphibia, Anura, Pelobatidae. The record is from RefSeq and is a predicted model, not a curated record. The transcript is spliced from 3 exons.